AUGAGACUAUCAAGAAAUCGAUUUCUGGCUGAGAAAAUCGGGUAUUUGGACGAUCCCAAUGUGCUUCCUUGUGUUGGCAAUGAUGCUUAUUCAUCGUCGCCUCUUGGAAAAUUAGCUCUCCCCCUCGAAGCAUAUGAAUCAUCUUCUAGUGCAUUGUCACUUGUGCAACAGAGGUCUCCAGUUAGUAAGGGUAUGAUGAUCGAAUAUGCUAAGAACAUGGCAAAUUUUGCAGUGGCAAACGGCAAGAAGCACAUCGUCAUACUCUCUAGUUUGGAUUUUGGUAGAUGGAAAAACAUUAAUAUGACCAGCGGCUUGCAGAUAUACUACUUAUCCAGUUCGAGUUUGGAUGGGACUGAUUCUGACUGUGAACGUCUUGGGUGGAAUAGACUGCAAGAUUACAAUCCUGACCAAAGAACAUGGAAAUAUCUUGAGACAUUAGCUACAGAUAGUUCCAUCAUUGAUGAAGAUUUUCCUUUUGAGGAACUUGGAGAUGAAGAUUAUUAUCCUAGUUUGCCAUUUGCUGCACUAUUUUCCUGCUUUAAGGCUAAAGGUCUCAAAGUUACUUGUGUACUGUGUUACUGCUCUGAGGGAGACAACAUACCUGAAGCUUUCUCCAUGGCUGAGGCAGCAUGCGUAUUUACUGGACUUAGCAAUAAGGAGUUCGAAGGCGAUGGUGCUGACAAGUGGAUAAUGCCAUUCUCAUGGCAGAGUGUCUAUGGACCCCCAGCAGAUAUGACUCUAUUCUAG
Striga hermonthica is the source of this 747-nucleotide messenger RNA. Lineage: Eukaryota; Viridiplantae; Streptophyta; Magnoliopsida; Lamiales; Orobanchaceae. The record is from the annotation of a GenBank genome assembly.